AUGAACGAAACCAUUCAAGAUAAUGCUAUUCGACAAGAUGAAGAUAUGGCUGAUAUUCCAUUUGAAAUACCAGAGUUGCCAUCAGGUAGUCGAAUGGAAUUACGAUUACUAAGUAAUUGGGGAGAUAAUACCCAUAUUGGGUUGAACGGAAUUGAAGUUUUCAGCUUCACUGGUAAACGAGCAGAAAUCGUCGAGGUAUCAAGUCCGUCACAGAACUUUGUCGGCGAUCCCAAUAGCUUAGUUGUAGAAAAUUAUUUUUUCACCGAUCGACAUAACUUAUGGAAAGCAGAACUGAAUGGAAACGAUCCUGUCAUUGUAACUUUCUUACUACGUGAUGCCACUCAAAUAGCUAUGAUAAGAAUUUGGAACUAUAGCGAGUCAAGAGUUAGAGCUCAGAUUGGUGUUCAUCAUCUAGAGAUUCGUCUUGAUGAUGUUUUGAUAUUUAGAGGAGAAAUGAAUCCCUCAUACAAGAAUAACGAGGAAAUCGAACCUAUGGGUGAUACUGUUCUCUUCACAACAGAUGAAGCUAUCUUGGAACGAAUAGCAGAGAACGAUGUUUGCUUAUUAACCACUCCGUUCGAUAUCAAUGCAGAGAAAGAAUUGAGUGGCAUAGAUACAGAUCCGGAUACUACUGUUCAGCUAACUCCAUACAGGCCGAGCACCGCCGAGAUAACGCCAAUAACGAAUUUGAGUUUGAAUGACAAACCUGUGGUCAAGCAUCGUGUUUUUGAACAACCAGUCAUGAAAGUGAAAGUUCUUCACCUUGAAAUCUUGGCUAACUGGGGUCAUCCGGAUUUCGUUGGAUUGACCGGAAUUGAAAUCAUUGGUCCGAAGGGGAAAACUAUAAAAUUCGAUGAGAUCUGUAUCAGCGAAUCUACUGGAACUGAUGUUGGAGUGCUCUUGAAUGGAAGAAACCUAACUAGAUCACCAAGUGACAUGUGGUUACUGCCAUGUGACAACGUCCAGAAAGUGAUUCCGACAAUCAUAGUGAGGUUCACGGAUUAUGUUGAAAUUCGAGGUGUCUCCGUAUGGAACUACAAUGCAUCAUCUGAGUUAUCAUAUGCUGGGGUUCGAGCAAUGAAUGUAUAUACUAAUGGAAAGCUUACCUCAUCGAAUGUGCUUCUUCGCAAAGCACCAGGUUUUGUUUAUUUCGAUUUCGUGCAAGAUGUUCUGCUUGAUCCAAAUCAGUUGUUUGUGCCUUCUCCUAUACGACCAGCCACCUACAGCAUCAGUGGAUUCAUUUUCCAAGUUCGCUUGUUAUCAACAUGGGGUGAUGAAUUCUACAUCGGCUUGAAUGGAAUUGAAUUGUUCAACACGAAGGGUGAACGAAUACGUCUUAAGACACAUAACAUGGCAGCUUUCCCAGAAUCUGUUAAUAUCUUGCCGUCGGUUGAGAAAGACCCCCGUACAAGUGAUAACUUGAUAAAUGGGGACAAUGAUACAGAGAAUCCUUGCAACAUGUGGCUGACACCUCUUCUGCCAAAUCGGUGUGCACGGGUCUUUUUCAUUUUCGACGCCCCGAUGUAUGUGUCUAAGAUGAUCAUAUACAACUAUCGUAAGACUCCAGCUCGUGGAGUUCGACAUCUCUCGAUAACAGUUGACGAUCUCAUCGUCUACUCUGGUGAAGUUCCCCAGAGUUCUGAGAAACAGACAGGAAUUCUUUCUAUUGAUUUACGAGAACACAAUUGA
This is a messenger RNA of Auanema sp. JU1783, 1689 nucleotides long. Lineage: Eukaryota; Metazoa; Nematoda; Chromadorea; Rhabditida; Rhabditidae. The record is from the annotation of a GenBank genome assembly.